AUGGAUGUUGCAGCUUUACGAGACCGUAUACAGUCUACCCUCGAUGUCAAUGCGGACAAUCGGCGGCAAGCUGAAUUGGACCUGAAAUAUGCCGAGACGCAACCCGGCUUUAUAAAUGCGCUGUUGGAUAUUUUGCAGGGGGAACAGAACAAUGCCGUCCAACUGUCGGCCGGUGUUUACCUGAAGAACCGCAUCAACCGUGGUUGGUCCCCUAUCGAAGACAGCCCGUUGCGCACACCGAUUCCCGAGGAGGAGAAACCGGGGUUCCGUGAGAGGUUGAUUCCGGCUCUGGCAUCCACACCACCAAACGUUCGGGCUCAACUCGUUCCUCUCCUCCAGAAAAUCCUUCAGCAUGACUUCCCCGAGCAGUGGCCGGGUUUCCUGGACAUCACCCUUCAGUUGCUGGGCACCAACGAUGCGAAUUCCGUCUACGCUGGCCUGCAGUGCCUCCUGGCCAUCUGCCGUGUAUACCGUUUCAAGGCCGGAGAGAAGAGAGAGGAGUUCGACAAGAUCGUUGAGCACUCGUUCCCUCAGCUCUUGAGCAUCGGGUUGAAGCUCGUCGAUGAGGAGAGCUUGGAGGCCGCGGAAAUGCUCCGGAUCGUGGUCAAGUCCUACAAGCAUGCUAUCUACUUCGAACUCUCGCCGCACCUCCAAUCGGAGCGAGCUACUGUGGAUUGGUGCACACUUUUCCUUCGCAUUAUUGCCAAGGAUCCCCCCGCCAGCGCCAUGCUGGAGUCCAAGGAAGAGAGGGAGCUGAACCACUGGUGGAAGUGCAAGAAGUGGUCUUAUGCGAACCUGAACCGUCUCUUUAUCAGAUACGGAAACCCUACGACGAUGAGCAAAUCGAGCACUCCCGACUACACCCAGUACGGCAAGGCUUUCAUCACGACGUUUGCCCCGGAGAUUCUCAAGGGAUACCUGCAGGAAAUCGACAAGUGGGUGUCAAAGGGACAGUGGCUCAGCAACCCUGCGCUUGCUUAUACCAUGAUUUUCUUGGAGGAGUGUGUCAAGCCGAAGGCCAUGUGGGAACACCUGAAGCCUCACAUGGACAACUUGGUCGCUCAUUUCAUCUUCCCCAUCCUGUGCCAAUCCGAUGAAGACAUCGAAUUGUUCGAGACCGAUCCGUCCGAGUACCUCCACCGCAAGCUGAACUACUACGAAGAAGUCUCGGCCCCCGACGUGGCUGCCACCAACUUCUUGGUGGCCCUCACCAAGAACCGCAAGAAGCAGACCUUCUCCAUCCUCACGUUCGUCAACGGCAUUGUCAGCAAGUACGAGUCUGCUCCUGAUGAUCAGAAGUUGCCUAGAGAGAAGGAAGGUGCUUUGCGCAUGAUCGGAUCCCUGGCGUCCGUCAUUCUUGGCAAGAAGAGCCCCAUCGCGGACCAGGUGGAAUAUUUCUUCGUCCGUCAUGUUUUCCCCGAAUUCCGCAGCCCCCACGGGUUCCUCAGGGCUCGUGCCUGUGACACCCUGGAGAAAUUCGAGCAACUUGACUUCCAGGAUCCGAACAACCUCAUGAUCAUCUACAGGAAUAUCCUUGAGUCUAUGACUGACCCCGAGUUGCCUGUCAGAGUUGAAGCCGCCCUCGCUCUGCAGCCCCUCAUUCGUCACGAUAUUAUCAGGACUUCCAUGCAGCAGAACAUCCCGCAGAUCAUGCAGCAGCUACUCAAACUCGCCAACGAGGUCGACGUGGACGCUUUGGCCAAUGUCAUGGAGGAUUUCGUCGAGGUCUUCUCCGCCGAACUCACCCCGUUCGCUGUGGCACUCAGCGAGCAGCUCCGUGACACCUACAUGCGUAUCGUCGGUGAGCUCUUGGAGCGGAAUGCGGCCAAGGGUGAUGAGGAUGCGUACGGUGAUUUCCUGGAUGACAAGAGUAUCACCGCUCUUGGUGUUUUGCAGACGAUCGGAACUCUGAUCCUGACUCUCGAGAGCACUCCUGAUGUCCUCCUUCACCUCGAGACCAUUCUCAUGCCCGUCAUCAGCAUCACCCUGGAAAACAAACUGUAUGAUCUUUACAAUGAGGUCUUUGAGAUCAUCGACAGCUGCACUUUCGCGUCCAAGUCCAUUUCUCCCACUAUGUGGCAGGCCUUCGAACUCAUCCACAAGACAUUCAAGGCUGGCGCUGAGCUGUACUUGGAAGACAUGCUGCCCGCCCUCGACAACUACGUGGCCUACGGCUCGCAAAUGAUGGUUCAGAACCCCGCCUACCUGGCGGCUGUUGUGAGCAUGGUUGAGGACAUUUUCCGCGAUGAGAAGGUUGGUGGUGUCGAUCGGAUCUGCGGCUGCAAGCUUGCGGAGACGCUGAUGUUGAACCUCCGCGGCGGCAUCGAUCAAUACAUUCCCGUGUUCAUUGAGCUGGCGAUGCGCGUCAUCGAUGCUGGCGAGGCGCGGACGAAGUCUUACCGCAUCCACCUGAUGGAGAUGGUCAUCAACGCCAUUUACUACAACCCGGUUCUCAGUCUCCAGGUUCUGGAAGCGAAGGGCUGGACGAACAAGUUCUUCAGCACGUGGUUCUCCAACAUCGACAACUUCAGACGGGUCCAUGAUAAGAAGCUCUCCAUUGCUGCCAUCAGCUCUCUGCUGACGUUGAAUGCUGGCGAUGUCCCGGCUAGCGUGCAGCAAGGUUGGCCGAGAUUGCUCCAAGGAGUGACCAGACUCUUCCAGACGCUGCCGGCUGCUAUGAAGCAUCGCGAGGACGCCACUAAGGAGUCUGACUUCACCUUCGAUGAGGAGGACGAUGAGGGCGACGAGGACAACGACUGGGAUGGAGAGAUUGAAUGGACGGAACAGGACGAGGCUGAGGCUGCCCUGGAGGCCGAUGUUCCUGACGACAGUGCUGCCUACCUCGACUUCCUGAACAAGGAGGCACAGAAGUUCGGAUCGUUCACCGAUGAUGACGAUGACGAUUUGGAUGAGGAAAGCUUGCUGGAGACUCCUCUGGACAAGGUUGAGCCAUAUGGCAUGUUCAAGCACGUUUUCACGAACCUCAAGCAAGAACAGCCUCAGCUGUACGACAGCCUGGCGAAGAUCCUAAGCCCCGAGGAACAGCAAGUGAUUGAGGCCGUGUUCCACGAGGCCGAUGCGAAGGCCGUGGCCGCGGCCAACGCCGAGGCUGCUGCUCAGGCCAAUGGGAAUUAG
This is a messenger RNA of Aspergillus ibericus CBS 121593, 3135 nucleotides long. Its product is annotated as putative nonsense-mediated mRNA decay protein (Nmd5). The record is from RefSeq and is a predicted model, not a curated record. The coding region runs from base 1 to 3135 and encodes 1044 amino acids. The transcript is spliced from 8 exons. Lineage: Eukaryota; Fungi; Ascomycota; Eurotiomycetes; Eurotiales; Aspergillaceae. Gene Ontology annotation, biological process: protein import into nucleus. Gene Ontology annotation, cellular component: nuclear envelope; cytosol. Gene Ontology annotation, molecular function: small GTPase binding.